UGCUGAUCUUGCCGAAAUAAAAUAGUAAAUAAACAUGAUUUGGUAUCCUGUGUUUUGGUAAUUCUUUAAUAAUAGUUUUGAAAUCUCAAACAGACUGAUUAUUAUCAUAAUAGUUUAUAUUUCUAUAUUCUUAUUUCCUACUUAAAAUUAUGAAUUCUCUUAAAAUAUGUGGCAUAUUCAAGGACUAUCUUAGUGCAGCUCAAAAUGUGCAGAAGAUUUUGUCUGCUAAUGCAUGUCUCAAUGUGGGUAAGGGUACACGCUUGCUAAAAAAGGUUAGGAAAUAUAGGCGCCCUGAAGAUUUAGAAGAUCCUCUUUAUUAUGGAAAAGGUCCAAAGAAAGAAGUUCAAACAGCUCUUCAAGCUAUUGCAGAUCGAGGAUUUGCCAGAGAGCUUCCCCCUUAUAAACCAUCGACUGAUCUUGAUGAACAACUUCAUAAAAUUUGUAAGAAGAUCUUUGGACCUGAUCUGAGCAGUGCCUGGAAACAACAAUCACUAAGUGACCCUUUGAUGAAAUAUAAGGUGCUUACAAAGUGCAUUGAGACUUUCAGGAAAGAUGUCCCUAAUUCUUCCCUACACAAAAUGAAGACAAUUGAAGAUGUGUUCACAUAUUAUAAUACCCCUGUAGAUGGUUGUCUCCCUUAUGAUGCCAUGGUGAGAGAUAGCGAAGCUUUGCCUCCAAAUUUAUAUGUGAUGCCCGAGACACCAAUAUUCAACCCAGCAACUGAUUCCUUUUUUGAUGGAAUUACUGCAUUUCCUGGUCGCAAGAGAAUUAUUUAUACUAAGACUGGAGAAAAAUUUGAAAAAGUUAUAGAGUGGCCGAAUAUAUAAAUAAAAGAAAUAGAUUUUA
Messenger RNA from Argiope bruennichi, 846 nucleotides. RefSeq lists its product as uncharacterized. NCBI's taxonomy places the organism in Eukaryota, Metazoa, Arthropoda, Arachnida, Araneae, Araneidae. The record is from RefSeq and is a predicted model, not a curated record. The transcript is spliced from 4 exons. Gene Ontology annotation, cellular component: mitochondrial large ribosomal subunit; mitochondrion. The coding region runs from base 150 to 827 and encodes 225 amino acids.